GCGCUGACGGGUUGGGCCCCACGGCCUGAAGGAUUCCAGCCCCCAUGGCAUCAAUCCAUUCAUUCACCUGCCGGAUCACACCUUGGAUGGGCGUCCGUCGGUCUCUAAAUAAUAUAUCGUGGUUCCCCGCGGUCGAGAAGUUCCUCAGCUUGAAGAUUUCUCCCCCCUCCAGCCUCCAGGACGAGGUGCCACGCUCAACAUGGCCUGGUCGAUACCCUCAAAGCGCAUCCCCUCGCUCUUGCUCUACCUCAUCGGAGUUGUCGCGGUCGCCUUCGUCCUCUUUGCCUACGCGACCUUCCCAACCCCGGUGCCGGCGGUCCUCCACCAGACGCACCCUUAUCUGGAGGAUAUCCGCAACGAGACCCUGGGGGUCGAGAAAAUCUUCGCGAUCAACCUUCCCUCCAGACCCGAUAAGCGCGAUAGCAUCGUUCUCCGGUCGUCUGUCCUGGGGUUCCACGUCGACUGGAUCGACGGAGUCACGCCAGACCAGCUCAAUGCGCUAGCCUACUCUUAUAACUGGCAUGACGACCUCACAGCGCGCGAAUAUGCCGCCCGACGCGCGCACGUGAACGCCCUACAGCACAUCGUGGACGAGGGUAUAUCCAGCGCCAUCAUCAUGGAAGACGACAGCGACUGGGACGUGACGAUCAAAACCCAACUCCAAAGCGUGGCCAUUGCCCUGCAGGCCCUCCAAGGGACGAGCGCAGCAGCGACAACAUCUCCCUACGGCGACGACUGGGACAUCCUCUGGCUCGGCCACUGCGGGAUUAACUGGCGAUCGAACAGCAGCUAUUUCGCCGCCUCUCACGACCCGACCGUCACACCGACGCAUCACUUCACGCCUGUGUUCCGGGAAUCGCCACCGAUCAACCGAACGGAGGAUACACGUCUCGUCUUUGAAGCCGAGGACGGGGUGUGCUCUUACCUUUACGCGGUGAGCAAUAGCGCAGCGAAAAAGAUGCUGUCUGCCCUGUCGGUCAGCCCAACCGGCAUGAAAGAGGACUUCGACUCGGGGGGGCAGCUGGACAUUACGCUUGGUCGGAUGUGCAGGGCAAAUUUCCUGAAAUGCUAUGCGCCGUUCCCGUCUCUGACUGGGCGACUGAUGACAUCCUCUGAUAUCAAAGACUCUGAUGAAAGCGCGGAACAAGGUCGGGAAAAGAGCCGGACGCCGCCAGGUAGUGCCAACGUGGUGUAUAGCACUUUGUUGAACAUAAAUCGCAUCCUGGAUGGCGAGUCGAGCGUCCACGCGACGUGGGAGGAUUUCCCCGUUCAAGAAAUCCGACCCGGCAAUGUUUCUGUCAUUGGGGGAACGAUGCAUAUCCCUGGGGAAGGAGAAAUAUGGCGGGAGGUUCCAUUUUAUCCGCCUUCGUGAUGCAUCUGCGCUUAUGUGUACAGUACGGAGUUUUGUGUAGCGUUUCAACUCAUUUUUUUAUUAAUGAUUCUAC
Aspergillus campestris IBT 28561 is the source of this 1445-nucleotide messenger RNA. RefSeq lists its product as uncharacterized. Bases 200 to 1372 code for a protein of 390 amino acids. The transcript has 4 exons. The record is from RefSeq and is a predicted model, not a curated record. Lineage: Eukaryota; Fungi; Ascomycota; Eurotiomycetes; Eurotiales; Aspergillaceae.